AUGAAGCAGAAGAAGGUUGAUAUUAAGCAAGCCGACUCAACAAAUACUGACACUAAGCCAGAUGAUUUGAAUAAAACUGAUCUCAAGAAGUCUCAUCCUUAUUACCUGAUUUCUCUAAGUCCAGACACUAAGAAUGGCAGCGUCUACAACAUCAAAUAUGUCUUCCACGUCAAGGUGAAAAUUGAGCGAUACAGGAAUCCCAUAGUUGUCACAAAAUGCCAUAGGUGCCAAGGGUUUGAACUUGGCACCUCCCACUGCAAUCAUCCUCCAAACUGUGUUAAGUGUGGUGGACCUCGCCUUACAAUGGGCUGUAAGAAGGAACGAAUGAGCGAACCGGCCUGCGUAAACUGCAAAGGAGCGCACACUUCAAGCUACAGGAAAUGUCUAAAGUACAUUGAACAGCACAAUCCAACUUAUGAAAUGAAAACGGUUAAAGGGAAAGGCAAAUUUUAUGCUCUCGAAUGCGAUAUUGCAAAAGAAGAAGACGCUACUAAAAUAUUUAAUUGGGGAAAGAAUAAUUUAGGCAGUGCCCAUGUUCUUGUGAACAAUGCUGGAACUGUAAGUCCCGGAAAAAUAAUAGACACAAACAAAGAAAUCUGGGAUAAACUCAUUGGUGUGAACAUUACGGGAUUAUUUUACUGUAGUCAGCAAGCCGUGAAGAUGAUGAAGGAAUCUCACAGUUUUUUCAGUACUUAA
Messenger RNA from Belonocnema kinseyi, 696 nucleotides. Its product is annotated as 3-alpha-hydroxycholanate dehydrogenase (NADP(+))-like. Lineage: Eukaryota; Metazoa; Arthropoda; Insecta; Hymenoptera; Cynipidae. The coding region runs from base 1 to 696 and encodes 231 amino acids. The transcript has 3 exons. The record is from RefSeq and is a predicted model, not a curated record.